Molecule: messenger RNA, 1851 nt
Organism: Planococcus citri (citrus mealybug)
Lineage: Eukaryota; Metazoa; Arthropoda; Insecta; Hemiptera; Pseudococcidae
Exons: 3
Coding region: 220-1605 (461 amino acids)
Biological process (GO): transmembrane transport
Cellular component (GO): membrane
Molecular function (GO): transmembrane transporter activity
Source: RefSeq, a predicted model, not a curated record
UAUUCACGUGAAGAAAGAAGCGAGAUAAUAUUUUUGAAUGAAACAAUUUAAUCGCAAAUUUCGUGUUACAUAGAAUUAAAACUCGUAGAAUAGGUACUACUUUUACUCUAUGUAAUAUGUAAUAUGAUUAAACCCGCGAUUAAUAAAAUGAAAAAGUGAAACAAAAUUUAAAAAGAAUAUUGAAAAUGCCAGUACCUACCUAGAUGACAAGCUUGCAAAAUGAACUUCGAAGAGAAACACUUAUUAUCACCGAACAAACUUUCUGCAUCAAUUCAUCCCAUAUCAUUCCGACAAUGGAUAUAUGUCAUCAUCCUGACUUUACCAACAUUACCAGCAGGGAUGUCGAUGGGAUUUUCAGGCAUCGCUCUGCCAGAAUUGAAUUUAAAUUUAGCGCAAUCAUCAUGGUUUGCUAGCUUGCCAACGGUGGGUUCUGUACUUGGAAACUUUCUAACCGGCUACGUGAUCGAUCGAUUGGGCAGAAAGAAAGCUUUCUUCAUCAACACCAUUCCAGCAUUCAUCGGAUACGCUUUUUUAGCCAUUGCUGGACCUUUCAGAGUAGAAUAUCUUUACAUAGGUCAACUCUUCGCAGGAAUAUCUCAAGGAGCUGUAAUUUAUGUAACAACCGUGUACAUAGCAGAAAGCAUGGCGCCGGAUAAUUUGCAUUUUAGAAGUAGCUUGGCAUCUUGGACCAUGUUGGGCAUUAUUUUUGGUAUAACUUCGACCUACGUUUCGGGGUACUUUUUUCAUUACGAUAGUGUAGCUUUAAUAGCAGCUUCGAUCGCCUUAAUAUCAUCGAUACUAGUGCUAGUUUUUGUACCAGAAAGUCCUGCCUGGCUUGACCAACAAGGUCGCUUCAAAGAGGCUCAACGAGCUAGACAUCGAUUAGGUUGCACUCACGUGUCAACAAUCGACUUGUCCAUUGGCGGAAAUCUGCACUUACAGGAUAGCUUUUAUUCUUACUUAUCAAAAGUCAGAAGAAAAGAUGUCUACAAGCCACUGUUGACAACAGUAACGUACUUCUUUUUUCAACAAUUCUCCGGCGUUCAAAUCUUCUCCGCGUAUAUGGUGAACACAAUCACUGUAAAAUCCUUAGCCAUUGAUUCCUAUCUAACCAGUCUGAUUGGUGGGAUCGCCAUGAGCUUGGGCCAGAUUUCAUAUACCGUUUUCUUACCAAAACUGGGGGUGAGAAAAAUCGCUAUUUUAUCUUCGGUGUUGACCAGUUUGACUACUUUAGUAUUGGCAAUAUGUAUUCAUUUGAGUGAGAUAGAAGCUUGGUACUCUCAUAUAGUCGACUAUAUUCACAUUGUUUCGGUCUGGUGUACCAUAUUUUUCAGUGCAUUGGGUAUUGCUACUGUUCCGUAUUCCAUAUUGGGAGAGAUUUUCCCUACAGAUGCGAAAGGUUUUGCCUCCAUUUCUGUCUUUAGCGAGUGUGUGUUUUAUUUUAUCAUUUUGAUGAUGCAUCCCAGGGUAGUAACUCUCUCAUCUUGUGCUGUUUUCUAUGUAUAUGCGAUGAUAGGGUUUUUGGCGGUGCCUUUUGUUUAUUGGUGUAUACCGGAGACGGUUGGCAGGACUUUGGAGCAAGUCUCUUCUCACUAUUCUUCUUGAUGAUGUGGCUUGACUUGAGUAGAGAUUUGCGAGUGAGAUUAGGUGUUUAUCUACUGUUUAAUAUCUAGUCGUUUUACUUUCAUUGUGUUUUAAAACGUUCUUUUUGAAUUUAAUUCAUUUCGGAAGAUACUCAUUUAAGCAUUAGGUACCUCUACCUAUCAAUAUUAUUGUAGGCAUUACGCCUGUUUUUUGAAUAUUUUUGUAGGUAACUUGAUUCAAAAUCCAAUAAAAAAUUCUUCUCAGCAA